AAAAGUCUCGCCAAAAAUCUCCCACCGACGAGUAAAAAUGGCAUAUAUAUAAUUAAAUACACAUAAAUUAAUUCUUCACAAUCCAGAUCCCUCUUCUUUCUUUUGUCACUCCACCACAAUUUCCCCAUUUUGAAGGUAAGUUAAACCUCUGCACAAUCUUCUUUAUCAUCAUAAUUUUUGUGUUGUUUUUACUUGUUUACUAAUUAAUUAGUAAAGUUGAUUUUUUUAAUUAUUAAAUCUUGAUUUUUUGUGUAAAACCCUACUGAUCUUGGCAUUUUACUUACAUCCGUGUCAUCCAGAUCUGAUCAAUUCCUGAUCUGGAUCAUCCAGAUAUGAUCAAGAAACCACUAAAAAUGAGAUCUUUUGACAAAUUCAAGAUUUGGGUUUUGUUUAUCUGCUUGAUAUCUGAAUUGGGUUAUGGUUUUUAUCUGCCUGGAAGUUACCCUCACAAAUAUGGGGUUGGUGAUUUCUUGAAUGUUAAGGUGAAUUCAUUGACGUCUAUUGAUACUGAGUUGCCUUAUAGUUACUAUAGUUUGCCAUUUUGUCAACCUCAAGAGGGUGUUAAAGAUAGUGCUGAGAAUCUUGGUGAGCUGCUUAUGGGUGAUCGGAUUGAGAAUUCUCCUUAUAGGUUUAAGAUGUAUACUAAUGAGACAGAGAUUUUCACGUGUCAAACUAAACCUUUGUCUGGUGAGGAGUUUAAUCUUUUGAAGAAGAGGAUUGAUGAGAUGUAUCAAGUGAAUUUGAUUCUUGAUAAUUUGCCUGCUAUUCGGUAUACGAGGAAGGAAGGUUAUUUCUUGCGGUGGACUGGUUAUCCCGUUGGGAUCAAGGUUCAAGAUGCGUAUUACGUGUUUAAUCAUUUGAAGUUUACAGUUCUUGUUCAUAAGUAUGAGGAGACCAAUGUGGCUCGGGUGAUGGGUACUGGUGACGGAGCUGUGUUGAUUUCGACUGUUCGAAAGGUUGGAUCUGAGGCACCUGGUUAUAUGGUUGUUGGGUUUGAGGUUGUUCCUUGUAGUGUCCAGCAUGGUCCUGAUGCAACAAAGAACUUGAAAAUGUACAGUAAGUACCCGACUCCAAUUAAGUGCGACCCUACAACUGUUGCCAUGGCUAUUAAAGAAAAUGAGCCCGUGUCUUUUACUUAUGAGGUGAACUUUGUGGAAAGUGACAUCAAGUGGCCAUCAAGGUGGGAUGCUUAUUUGAAGAUGGAAGGUGCAAAGGUGCACUGGUUCUCUAUCCUUAACUCUCUUAUGGUAAUUACUUUCUUGGCUGGAAUUGUGCUUGUAAUCUUCUUGAGAACUGUCAGGCGGGAUCUGACAAGGUAUGAGGAACUCGACAAAGAGGCUCAAUCUCAGAUGAAUGAGGAGUUAUCUGGGUGGAAACUUGUGGUGAGUGAUGUGUUCAGGGCUCCAAGUAAUCCAGCACUUCUUUGUGCGAUGGUUGGAGAUGGGGUUCAAAUUCUAGGGAUGGGUGUUGUGACUAUUCUGUUUGCUGCUCUUGGAUUUAUGUCCCCGGCUUCUCGUGGAACAUUGAUUACCGGCAUGCUGUUCUUCUAUAUGAUUCUUGGUGUUUCAGCUGGUUAUGUUGCUGUUCGUCUCUGGAGGACGAUCUGCUGUGGCGAUCAUAAGGGAUGGGUUUCAGUCUCGUGGAAGGCUGCUUAUUUCUUCCCUGGGAUUGCUCUUCUCAUUCUAACCACAUUGAACUUCCUGCUAUGGGGUAGUCACAGCACAGGGGCCAUUCCGUUUUCACUGUUCGUCAUCCUCAUUUUACUUUGGUUCUGCAUUUCCGUUCCUCUAACCCUACUCGGUGGUUAUUUGGGGGCAAAGGCUCCCCACAUUGAAUACCCAGUUCGAACCAACCAGAUCCCACGUGACAUCCCACCACAAAAAUAUCCAUCUUGGCUUCUAGUUUUAGGUGCAGGCACCCUUCCUUUCGGUACUCUAUUCAUUGAGCUCUUCUUCAUCAUGUCAAGUCUCUGGAUGGGCCGUGUAUACUAUGUCUUUGGUUUCCUCCUGAUUGUCAUGAUCCUUCUUGUCGUCGUUUGUGCCGAGGUGUCUCUUGUUCUGACCUACAUGCAUCUUUGUGUGGAGGACUGGAAAUGGUGGUGGAAAUCUUUCUUUGCCUCCGGAUCAGUCUCUAUAUACAUUUUUCUCUACUCCGUUAACUAUCUAAUCUUCGAUCUCAAGAGCUUGAGCGGGCCUGUUUCUGCUACCCUUUACCUUGGAUAUUCCCUCUUCAUGGUUCUAGCCAUCAUGUUCGCGACAGGCACGGUCGGGUUCCUUUCCUCAUUCUGGUUUGUACAUUACUUGUUCUCUUCAGUGAAGCUGGAUUGAAGAAGUCUCUUGGACAGAAAGAAUCAAAGCAAACCAUCGAAGGAACAAAUGCAGAUGUGUCUUUAAGUCAAUUCUUGUUUACUUUUAUGGUCAUAUUACUAUCAAUUUGUAGGGUAUUUGGAGCAGAGAACCAAUAAACUCCUCAAGUUUUGUUUAAUUCUUUAAAUAGUCAAGUGGUGCAUGAUAUAGUCAGUAUAGCUUCAUUGGUUGGUAGAAUGCAUAUUUGGAUGUGCUUGUAGUGAUGGAUUCAGUUGGUAAGUCUGGUUUUGUACAUUACAUGCAACUACUCAGCUCAUCAUGAUUCUUGAAGCAUACUUUCGAUUA
Molecule: messenger RNA, 2651 nt
Organism: Capsicum annuum
Lineage: Eukaryota; Viridiplantae; Streptophyta; Magnoliopsida; Solanales; Solanaceae
Product: transmembrane 9 superfamily member 11
Exons: 2
Coding region: 333-2327 (664 amino acids)
Biological process (GO): protein localization to membrane
Cellular component (GO): membrane
Source: RefSeq, a predicted model, not a curated record